Molecule: messenger RNA, 2398 nt
Organism: Eupeodes corollae
Lineage: Eukaryota; Metazoa; Arthropoda; Insecta; Diptera; Syrphidae
Product: nose resistant to fluoxetine protein 6-like
Exons: 10
Coding region: 61-2163 (700 amino acids)
Molecular function (GO): acyltransferase activity, transferring groups other than amino-acyl groups
Source: RefSeq, a predicted model, not a curated record
ACGAGUUGGUGUCUACAAAACUAACAAGCUUCCGUGGUCGAGUCGGUUUUUCUAUUCAAAAUGCCAAAAAAUAAAUUUGUAUUCGCUUCUUUAAUUUUAACCGUGCUCGUUUUCGAAACACAUUCAAUAUCGGUUAUUAAUAACGUGACAGUUUCGAGUAAUUUCUUACAAGAUGAGUUCCUUAAGCAAAUGCGGUCUGAUUUUAAAGUCACAGGAACAACUGGAGCAGAUUUAAUAAAUGCUCGAAAAUGUGUCCUUCAAUUACAAAGUAUAGUUAGCCAAUUUCCAAGUAUUAAAGUAGCUCGAUUUUUUGAUUCCUGGGGUAAAUUUCCAUCUGGUAUUCUCUAUGGUCAUUUAAGAGAUCUUGGUAACUACGAUCAAUGCGUUAAGACAUCCGUAGAACUAAAUGAGACAAUUGGCAUUGCAACUGGAAAGUACUGCACUGCGUCUUUUCCACUAACAUCACCCACAACAUUCUCCGAAAAUGAUUUAUCCUUGCUUCGAGAAAAUCCCUUAGAUGAAAAGAUAAGUCUACGAAAUGUUAUUAGAAUAAAAAUAGGAGUGUGUAUUCCAGACACGUGUAGCCCAGUUCUGAUAACUCAGAUUUUUCAAAGGGUAUUAGCAAAUGUACUGAAUGGUACUCUUUCUGAAGUCACUGUUUCAGGUUGUUCCGUAAAUAAGACUCCUGAGUACGAAGCACUGGAUAUAUUUGCAAUUGUUCUGUUUUCGACGAUUGGUGGAUUAAUGGUUUUGAGUACAUUUUAUGACUUAUUUACGAGUACUUUUGAAAAAAAACCAAAACAACUAUUAAUGGCAUUUUCGGUCAUAAGCAAUGGAAGGAAGUUAUUUAUGAUCAACACUAAAAAAUCACCAAACUCUAUUGACUGUUUAACUGGUAUCAGAGUGUUUUCAAUGAUUUGGGUUUUGCACUGUCACAAUUAUAUGUUUUAUGCAACCCAAAACUUGAUUAAUUUCAGCGAUUCACUAAGUUGGUACAAGAAACCAUGGUCAAUGGUGGUUUUAAUGGGGACUGUUUCCGUUGAUUCAUUUUUCUUGCUGAGUGGAUUGCUGGUAGCCUGGUUGGGAUUACGAGAAUUGGACAAAACGAAAGGAAAACUAAACGUUCCAAUGAUGUAUUUUCAUCGGUAUAUUCGGCUUACUCCAGCUCUGGCAGCAGUCGUUUUAUUCUACGUUACAUUAAUUAAAUUUAUUGGAAGUGGGCCGUUUCGUCAAACAUAUAACAAAGCUAGUGAAACUUGUGAAGAUUCUUGGUGGGCUACGCUUUUGUACGUGCAAAACUAUGUUGCUCCCGAGAAAAUGUGUAUAAUGCAGUCCUGGUAUCUGGCAAUAGACACCCAAUUAUAUUUUCUUUCGCCAUUGGUUCUGAUACCUUUGUGGAAAUGGGGUAGAAGAUAUGUGCCCGUUUUAAUAGUUCUGGCAUUAUUGUCUAUUGGUUGCACAAUAGCAACUUUUUUCUCAGAAGGCUACACAAGCUUAAUAGGAUUUGGCGAAGCAGAACGAACAAGAAGAGUAUACUUUCCAACUCACACUAGAUACUCAGUAUGGUUAGUCGGAAUAUGUCUUGGAUAUUUUAUGCAUCUAAACAGGCAAAAGUCUAUGAGGCCUCCAAUGGUUUUUCGAAUGAUUGGAUGGAUUAUUUGUUUCACGACUUUAUUAUCCAUCAUAUUUGGACCAUACUUUACAAUAAGUUCUUCCGAAUCAGCUUCUGUAUUCCAUGCUGCAUCAUAUGAAUCUUUAAAGCGAGUUUCCUGGAGUAUAGCCUUAGCUUGGAUUGUGUUCGCUUGUCAUUUUGGAUUUGGUGGAAUUGUUAACUCGAUUCUUUCUCAUCCUAUUUGGCAGCCGUUGGGACGUUUAAACUAUUGCAUGUACCUGGUCCAUAUUACUGUGCAAACCAUUAACUUUGGGACAGUUCGUACAGAUGCAUAUUUCUCCGAUUAUAGACUUUAUUUAACUUUUUGGAGUACUUUUGGAAUCUCUGUUCUGGUAUCAACAGUGCUUUCAUUAUCUUUUGAAGCACCUGUACUCGUUAUAGAAAAGGUUUUAUUUUCUAAGAGUCAUCAGAAUGAAAAAACGAACGGAAAUAUUUUGCCGUCUGCUCCAUGCAAAGCUUCCAUAAAUGGACCCGAUUUUAAAGAAGUGUAAACCGCGCUUUUUGUAGUUUUUGUAAUUAAUAGAAUUUUAUUUAUUUUAUCACUUGUUAAGGAUUAUUUUUUUAAGAUUAAAUAUGAACAAAUAACAUUAUAUUUACAACCAUUUAUCAAGCCAAUGUAUUAAUAGCAAACUAUUUUAUCAAAAUGUAACUUCUGGUGGGACUUAAAAGUUUUGGUAGUUUUGUAUUGCAACAACUUGUAAUGGAAUAUUUAUAUUUUUAAUAGAA